AUGGCAUGGGAGCUUUCUCGAGUUAGAUUAGUGUUGAGAGCCAUGUUCGUAGUUUUCGUAGUUUUAGCUGUCUGGUCGAUCGCCAGCUUUGUGACCGAUACGACAAAUAUUACUGAUGGAACCGGUGCUCUUGGAAACUCGCCGAAAAGCCCACCGGUGAAAAUCCAAAUUUAUUACGAAUCCCUAUGUCCUGAUAGUAGAUCUUUCAUCGUUACGCAACUGUUGCCAUGCGUGGAACGUUUCCCGACGCAUGUCUUGGACGUGGAGUUGAUUCCAUACGGAAAAGCCGAGACGAUCCGGUCAAGUGAUGAUUACACAUUCGAAUGUCAGCAUGGGCCGUUGGAGUGUGAAGGUAACAAGGUACAUUCCUGUGUGAUAGCAGCUGUAAAGGAAGGAGAUGAUCCGAAACAAAUAGUGCGUUAUGUCGACUGCAUGAUCAAGAGGAAUCGAGAUCCACUGGGGAUUGGAAAACAGUGCAACGAUAACCUGAAGUUCGGGCAUUGGGAUGAAAUUCAGGCGUGUUCCAAGGGGAAGCAAGGCAAUCAGCUGCUUGCGAAGUACGGUGAAAUGACGCAUAAUCUUCGACCGAAAAUUGAUUUUAUUCCAACCAUCGUAAUCAACGGCCUCCUUGCUGGUGGGGGUCUGUCACCCAAGGAAAGACUAGGUGCCUUGGCGGGGGCAGACCGCCAAGCGCGGAGGGUGGACCGCCAAGCGCAGGGGGCUUGGCGGUCAGGGGUUGAUUUCUGUGCGGGCUUGAGGGUGGAAAUAUCCGGUAUCGGCCUCGAUUUAAUUGUAAAUCUGAAAAUUCCUCAAACCGGUCGUCGAGAUGAGGUCGAUAUGAAGAUUAUUCGUGAGCUAACCAAUAAAUACGGAUCGAGUCUCCUGUUUCCGCGAUUUCUGACGAUGAAUUUCGGCAACGGAGGGGAGAAAUCCCUCGCUCCACAGCCUGGAUUUACAUGGCAGCCUGAUACCAAUGGAUUAGCGCAAAUUCUUGAAUUGUUGAAGCAGUCGCAAGCUUCAAAUAAUGACAUUCAGCAGGCUGUUCGGCAUAAACUGGAGGAACUGAACCGCUAUCCUGAUUUCAACAAUUACUUGAUCUUCGUCUUGACGCGUCUCACUUCGGAAGAUGAUGCCACUAGAUCCCUGGCCGGAUUGAUCCUGAAAAACAACGUCAAGAGUUACUGGCUAAGCUUCCCUCCUGACGUCAAAGAAUUUAUCAAGUCAGAAUGUCUUCAUGCCAUUGGGGACUCCUCUAACCUUAUUCGAGCCACUGUGGGCAUUCUUCUCACCACUAUCGUCAGCAUGAGGGGAGAGUUACCAAGCUGGCCGGACUUCAUUCCGAGACUUACCGUUAUGCUCGAUUCUGUCGAUGACAACGUUUGUCUUGGUGCGUUUGGUGCUUUGCAAAAAAUCUGCGAAGAUUCCGCGGAAAUGUUGGAUCACGAAGCCCUCAACAGGCCGGUUGACUCCCUCAUUCCGAAGUUCAUCUCCUUCUUUGGGCAUAAAAAUCCGAAAAUCCGUGCACACGCCAUCUCUUGCAUCAAUCUCUUCAUCGUAGGGAAAACCGACUGUCUGAUGAACCAUAUAGACGCAUUCCUUAAAAACCUGUUCCUCCUCUCCAAUGAUGAGGAUACGGAAGUUCGGAAAAAUGUUUGUCGUGCGCUAGUGAUGUUACUUGAAGUCAGAAUGGAUCGGCUCAUCCCCGAGAUGCACAAUAUAGUGGAAUAUAUGCUGUUACGGACUGAAGACGCGGACGAAGUCGUCGCUUUAGAAGCAUGCGAAUUCUGGUUGUCUCUUGCAGAACAGCCGAUUUGCAAAGAAAUUUUAGUUACACACCUGAACCGUUUGGUACCUACGCUUGUUCGUUGCAUGAAGUAUUCCGCUGUGGAUAUUAUGCUCUUGAGAGGAAAUGUUGAAGAUGAUGGAAUGAUCCCUGAUCGAGAUGAAGACAUUCGUCCAAGAUUUCACAGGGCAAAAGCGCAUGGUCAAAACCAGCCGAGGCGUCAUUCAAACUCCGAGUCUGGGGUGAUUGAUGGCGUCCCCGCGGUUCACAGUGCGGACUUCAUGGAUGGAGACAUGGAUGAUGACGAAGACGAUCCGGAUGCGGAUGAACCUAUGUCUGAUUGGAAUUUGCGCAAGUGUUCUGCUGCUGCGCUCGACGUUCUCGCGAACGUUUUCCGAGAGGAGCUUCUUGACGUGUUGCUGCCAGUGUUGAAGGAAACUGUUACCCACGAGGACUGGAUCAUAAAGGAAUCUGGCAUUCUUGCCUUGGGUGCCGUGGCGGAGGGCUGCAUUGCCGGGAUGCUGACGCACUUGCCUGAACUCGUGCCGUACUUGAUCAACUGUUUGUCCGACAGGAAAGCCCUUGUGCGAUCCAUUACUUGCUGGACGCUGAGUCGAUAUUCCCAUUGGGUAGUACAACAGUCAAAGGAGGUAUUUUUAAAACCGUUGAUCGACGAGCUCUUGAAGCGAAUUCUGGACCCUAACAAACGCGUGCAAGAAGCAGCUUGCAGCGCGUUCGCCACCCUCGAAGAAGAUGCGUGCACAGAACUCGUUCCUCAUCUCCGCUUCAUUCUCGAAACUCUCACUUUUGCCUUCUCCAAGUACCAGCACAAGAAUUUGCUCAUCUUGUACGAUGCCAUAGGCACUCUGGCCGAAAGUGUAGGACACCAUUUGAAUCAGCCCGAGUACAUUGAGUUGUUGAUGCCGCCGCUGAUCGCCAAGUGGAAUUCCUUGCGGGAUGAAGACAAGGACUUGUUUCCUUUGUUGGAAUGUCUGUCGAGCAUCGCGACGGCUUUGCAAAACGGAUUUUUGCCAUAUGCGCAGCCAGUGUAUACUCGUUGCGUUUCGCUCAUCGAGCAAACUACGAACCAGACGCUGGCCAGCCAAUUGCAUCCUGAGCAGGUGGAUGCUCCAGACAAAGAUUUCAUGAUAGUGGCAUUAGACUUGUUGAGUGGCUUGGCGGAAGGCCUCAACGGGCACAUUUCCGAGCUUGUUGGCAAAUCAAACCUUCUAUCGCUACUGUACGGUUGUAUGCAAGACCAGAUGCCCGAAGUCCGCCAAAGUUCAUUCGCUCUCCUCGGAGACCUCACCAAAGCCUCUUUUGAACACCUGGCCCCGCACAUCCCGGACUUCAUGCCAAUACUGGGCGCCAACCUGAACCCUGAUUUAAUUUCUGUGUGCAACAAUGCCACGUGGGCCAUCGGCGAAUUGUCAAUUAAGAUGGGCGCGGAGACGAAAGUUUACGUUUCGUUAGUAUUGGAGCAGUUGGUGAGCAUCAUAAACCGGCCGAGCACACCCAAGACUUUGUUGGAAAAUACUGCGAUCACACUGGGAAGGAUUGGAGCUGUGUGUCCGCAGGAAGUGGCGCCGAUGCUGAGCGCCUUUAUUAGGCCUUGGUGCAUGGCGCUGAGAAAUAUUAGGGACAAUGAAGAAAAGGAUUCUGCGUUUCGUGGAGUUUGUCUGAUGAUUUUUUCUAGAACUCAAAUGGCUGAUUUUGGGAAAAUGGAUGAUCGGGCAGACCCGACGCAACCAUUGCCGAUUACCGAAAGGAUUGUUACCCACGACAACGGUUUCGUGAAUAUUGUGAAAUUUUGUCCCCAUAAACACGCUCCAUGGCUUUUGGCCGCAGUAACUCAAAGCGAAAUCCUCGUCUUCAAUUUUCAAAUGCUCGCCAGUCACGUGAACCCGGAUAAUGUGGAUUAUCGCGUAGCUCAAGUCGCAGCAGUUCCGAUUUCUGCAGUUGGGAAAUUUGGCGUCACGGAUAUCGCCUGGGACUCCGCGAGUUGUGACGCGGAAGUCGCUGGUGUUUCCCAAGGCGGCUUUCACUUCUUCGUUGCCAGCAAGGAUUUGAUCAAAUUCCUCAGCAUUCCCGUUCAGGACACUUCUGAUUAUACUGUCGUGACGCUUGGUCGACAUGAAGGACUGAGGUCGGUGGCAGCAUCGUACGAGAAGACAUAUUUGGGUUUCACGGCGUGUGCUUCAGUUGGAUCUGAUACGAAGUGCCGGAUCUGGAAACCAUUCAAUAUUGAUGCGAAUCAGCCAUCUGACUGUGAAGUGUCUUUUGAACUUGGGUUUUCCGGAAAGGAAGUACAGUUUCAUCCGGCUCUUCCGGAUAUGCUUUUAGUCGUGGGUAUUAGUGGAACAGGAACAUUUUUCAGCUUGAAAACGAUGCGAUGCGUAGCAAAGUUGGAUUUCGGUGACGAAGUACCUGGUUUGGUGUUCUCUGCGGAUUGGAAUCUGGAAAUGCCUUCCAUGGUGGUGAUGUGUUCCAGGUCCGGUUUGAAGUUUACCAGGAAUUGCGGAAAGCAAUACAACAGAGUUGCGACUGCGGCUCGUUGGUGUCCUUCGAAUGCGGAUGUGCUCGCAAUAAUCGACAAGUCCGGAGAUAGCGUGUCAAUUUUGACCGACGACGGAGCUAUAAUGACAAAUUUACCCGCAAAAUGCAGUACCAUCUCUUGGCAUGCGUGUCAUCCUGUUCUUGCUAUUGGAAUUUGUAAUAAAAUUAUUUUCCAUCGGGAAGAAAAUCCCCCAGCUGUUGACGAAAUGGAUUUCGACUUCGGCGAACCUUCGUUACCAGCAGCGACGCCGUUACGGAUACGAGCCCCGGGUGAGACGGAACUGAGAGGCGGUGCAAGAAAGAAAACCGCCUCGAUGGAAUCCGUGAUCUCGAGCAUGCGGAAACACGGGCUCGCUGGAAGAAGUUCCUCUUCCUCUGGGUCCAACCUUCCCGGAGGAAAUCAAAGUUCGGAAGUUGCAGCUCCUUUUGCAGUCAAGUCUGAUCCCUCGAGCCAAACACGUGCUACACCUCCGCAGUCGGGGUCCACUCCACCACCAGCUACCACCAACGAAGGCAGUUGA
Notodromas monacha is the source of this 4860-nucleotide messenger RNA. Lineage: Eukaryota; Metazoa; Arthropoda; Ostracoda; Podocopida; Cyprididae. The record is from the annotation of a GenBank genome assembly.